CGGCGGAGUCUAUCGGCUCCCGUCCAGCAACAAGUCGCCGCCCUAUACGUCGCCGCGGACCAACGAGUCGCCAUGACCGCCAAGGACCACAUGCGUCAGAAGCUGGACGAGCUCAUGGGCACCGGAUGGGACGGCGUCAAGAACUCGCUCCACUACUCGGACCCCAAGGUGUGCCGCUGCUUCCUGCUCGGCCUGUGCCCGCACGACGCCCUUGCCGGAACCAAGAUGGCCAUGGGGCCCUGCUCCAAGAUACACAACUACGCGCUGAAGGCAGACUUCGAGAACAGCUCUAGGUUGUACCGGCCGGGACAGCACCGAUUCUACGAGCUCACGGUGCUCACCUAUCUUCAAAAGGUGAUUCGUUCGUGCGAGAUUCUGGACCGGGCCAAGAAGGGUCGCCUGACGCGGUGCCAGUCGACGGCUCGCAACAAUCGCCACGGCGACAAGGAGGCCACGCUGAAGUCAUACGGUGACUUGGUCGACAAGAAGCUCGUCGAGGCCGAAGAACUCGGCAACAAGGGCAAGGUUCAGGAGGCGCUCGCCGUCAUCAAGGAGGUCGAACGACUCAAGCGACGCCGAAACAGACUCGAGAGGGUGCUGGACCGCAAGUCCAACGAACCAGUCAAGGAGCAGAAGCAGAACAUCUGCGAGGAGUGCCAGCUCUGCAUCGGCCUCGACGACAACGAGCAACGGGUAGCCAACCACUCGAGCGGCCGGCUGCACAACGCCAUACUGGACAUGCGCCGCAAGAUCACAGAGCUCGCCGCCAGCCUCGAGAAGUCGCAGAUGCCGGGCGACUGGUCGCGACUCGACGUCGCCCAGCAGCAGACGAAGCAGUCGACGUCUCGUCUAGACCUGGCCUCCACCAGGGCUCACAGUUACUCGCCCAGGUCGUCUCGGUCGGACAGCCGCAGCAGCAGUAGCCGCAGUCGUAGCCGAAGCCGUAGCCGAAGCCGUAGCAGAAGCCGCAGCCGAAGCCGUAGUAGCCGGAGGUCCUACAGCUCCGACUACUGCAGCAGCAGGCGCUCGUCUACCUCCCGGUCCAGGUCACGUUCGAGGUCCCGAUCGGCGUACAGACGUCGCUCCCGGAAGUCCCGCUCGAAGCCGCACCGCAAGUCGCGUUCGCGGUCCUCGCGACGCAGGUCUUCCAGGUCCUGCUCGGGAAGCCGGUACAGCAGCAGCUGCUCGCGUUCUUGCAGCAGUUCGCGCAGCCGGUCGCGCAGCUGCUCAUGCUGCAGCCGCUACUCCGACAAGUCACGAGGUCGGGGAAGGCGCCGCAGCCACUCCCGGUCCCGGAGCCGCUCCCGGCCAAGACACCACCAUGGUCACCGACGACGUAGCGGAGAUAGCGAGCGCCGGUCGCGCACUCCACGCAAGUCAGAUGCAUUGAAGCUAUCUCCAGACAAAUCCGAAAAAAAGGCAGCAUCCGAGCCUUUGCGGUCUCCUGAAACGGGGACGAAGGAGGCUGCCGCGAAGGACGAUUCCAAAUGGUCUCGUGUGGCGGAAACUGAAUCGCCGGAAAGACCGCCCCAGAAGGAUCGUCACUCUCCAGCCCUUGAGACGAAAGGAAGAGAGUCUAAAAAGCAAGCUUUGACGACAGAAGAUACCAGGACAGACAUUCCGGUACCCCCCUUUUCGAAGCAAGAUUCUCCCAAGACUGAUCGCUCGCCAACUUUAGACGACCAUGGUUCCACAGCCACAGAAGGAGGUCCAUGUCCGAAAGACUCGAACUCCGGCGUUGCAGAUAAGGCAAAGAGUCCUGUCACCGAUACAACAUUUAACAAGUUAAAGCGAAGGCUAGCUAAGUCCAAAUCCAUUCUUGCAAAAAAGAUCAAGAUCAAAAAAAUUAAUGCAUUGGCCUCACCUGAAGAGACCAACGGUGCGUCCGCCAGAGAAGCCGCAGACUAUGUAACGGAAGGCAAGCAGCCCUCGGAAAAAAGGAAAGCAAAAGAAAAGACAAGAGUCGUUACCGUCGUUAAAGACUGGAAUACUAUAAAGAAACCAGUUAUCAACUUUGCGAACAUCCGACAUUUUAGGUUGGCUCACGGCAACAAAAAAAGCGCGCAUAAGGAACCGGUCGAGGACGAUCGGGCUGCGGGACAGGCACUCACGAAAAAGCCGGACAGCGAGCCGCCUGCUGCCGUCGAUUCCGUCCCCACGACGGGUCGAAUCGAAGCCCCACCUGAAAACAACACGACAGACAACUCGAGCCCAGUUCAGAACGAAGUGACCGAAAACGGGGCGACAGACUCGCAGCAGCCGUUGAAUUCCACCAGUGAUAAGGAGGAUUGUGCCAGUGAACUGUCGGAAGGUGAAAUUCGUAGUGAGUCGCAGACAAAGGAAGGGGAUUCGGCAAAUAAUAGCCCUCGUUCUAACAAUGUCGAAGAAGAGCCCGAGAUUUUUACAGCGAAGAAACGACGCAAGGGUGCGAAAACUAAGAAGAAACGUCGGUCGCCGCAAAGGGUGUCGACGCAAUCGGAGGACUCUGGUGACGAAACCGGUUGCAGCGAGUCAAGCACCUACUACCAGUUAGUGAAGAAGCCCAAGAAGAAGAAGAAGAAGAAGCCUGAGAAGGAUCGAAAGAAGUCACUUAAGAAGAAGACGAAGGCAGACACUGCUAGGAUGUCGCGAAAGGCCGCCGCCCGUAAGUCGAGACGUCGCGCCCGGACGUCUUCGGAGGAAGAGGACGACGACGACAGUGAGUCGUCUACGUCGUACGAUUCCCCACCGGCGAAGCGCACCAAAACCAAGAAGAGAAAGAAGAGGACUCGCCGGAGCCCAGUUGCGAAGAGGGACGGCUCGAGGAAGUCCAGCACCGGCUUUACUAAAGCGAAGAAGUCUUCGAAGAAGAAGAGCACUUCAACCGGCAAGAAAGGAUCGAAAGCGUCGCUUGGAGCCAAAGCUGCUUCGUCGAAAACGAAGUCAAAGAGAAAGCUCUCGAGCGACUAUACGUCGUCUUCGUCGUCAAGCGAAUCGCCGGAACGCAAGACCAGACGCAAGGCGAAGACGGUCAAGAAAAGCAAGAAAGUGAAGCGGAAGAAGUGCAAGUGA
Messenger RNA from Rhipicephalus sanguineus (brown dog tick), 3051 nucleotides. RefSeq names its product serine/arginine repetitive matrix protein 5. The record is from RefSeq and is a predicted model, not a curated record. Lineage: Eukaryota; Metazoa; Arthropoda; Arachnida; Ixodida; Ixodidae. Bases 73 to 3051 code for a protein of 992 amino acids. The transcript is spliced from 4 exons. Gene Ontology annotation, molecular function: mRNA binding. Gene Ontology annotation, biological process: mRNA splice site recognition. Gene Ontology annotation, cellular component: U2-type prespliceosome; U1 snRNP.